CUGCUAGGUAGGAGUCAAAAGGCUACAUGACAAAACAUGGCCGGCUUCCGUGUGUGUUAAUGUAUGCUAACGCUCCUCUUUCAGUUGACACUCCCACUUUUCGGUGCAGAUGCCCCGCAGGGCACGCGCCGGUCCCGUCAGUGUUUCCCUGUUGGUAGAAGCGCGUUGCUCUCGCCAGGGGAUUGGAGCAGCAGCGUGUCAGUAAAGUCACCUCACCCACAGUUGGAAGUGUUUGGAGACGCGCGGCGAGACGCCGAGACACCGAGAGAGAGAGAGAGAGAGAGAGCGGCAGCACGAGAGCGCUGCGCUUUAAUCCGUCAGCGCCGGACUCGACGUCACCCGAAGCGACAGCGAGCGAGCGCGCGCGCGCACUGGAGAUUUAGCGACGCGGGUCAUGGAGGAGGAGAUGCUGGCGGCGGACGACGGUCUCUCGGAGCCCAAAAUGGGCGGCCAGCCGCGGAGCUUCGCGAGCAAGCGUGCGAAGGCGAGGCACGAUCGACCCACCAUGGUUGAGAUCCCACAACUGGGGGACGGCGCGAGCCAGCGGCGCUCUCAAGCCAUCGCGCACAAUCAGUCGUACCCGUAUCAGCAGCGACUGCAGCUCCAUCACCCAGCCAUCCAUCAAACGCAACAUCAGUCUCAGUCAGUGCAUCGCUUUACCGGGGAAAUGAGGGCCAGAGUCGCGACCUCCAGCUCAGCAUCAGCAUCGUCAUCGUCAUCGCCAUCAGUCUCAUCAGCGUUAGGCAGCGCAGCGGUGUUUUUCGGCCACCAGGGGAGAGUCCGAUACGCCGCGGGCCACCAGUCUCCAGACUGCAGUUACGAAAUAAGCUCAGAAAACCGGCUGAUUCUGGACGCAUUUGCACAGCAGUGCAGUCGAGUGCUCAGCCUCCUUAACAGCAAUGGCAGGUUGCUGGGGCCACAGCGGACUUUGAGCCCCUCGUCCUCCUCUAUCAACUCCAUCAUCAAGCAGGAAGCUGGAUGCUCACCUGAGCUGGCUGUUGCCAAGUCCAGGCCUGACGAGUCUCAGGCGGGCAGCACGGAGGACAAAUGUCAACACAGGCAACAGUGGAACUCACAGCACACCUCAACCCUCCUGCAGGUCUUCACUGAGUCUCUGCAGAACUACCUGCUGGCUGGAGCUCAAUCCUCCGAGGGUGAGCGCUGCCACCAGUCCGAGCCUGAGCCCGCAGCACCUGUAUCACCAGCACACAACCUGGGAGGCUGGGCAUCUCCGGCACCCUCCGACUCGUAUGGACACCCUUCCUCCACCCUGCCUGAGGAAGAGGAAGAAGAGGAAGGCUGCUGCCCACGCUGCAUGGAGCUGGAGCAGGAGGUGCUGAGCCUUCAGCAGGAGAACGAGGAACUGAGGCAAAAGCUGGAGAGUGCUCCAGUGCCAUGUCAGACAGUGCUGGACUUCUUUAAGUCCGUCCUUGGACACUACACCCAGUUCAAUCCUCCGCCGCCACCUGAGGAGCAGCUCACUGAGACUUGUGCAAGGAGUGCAAUGCAGGAGUAUUCAAACCACUACGAAAUAAACUGUCACCAGAGACCGAAAACAGAACAGGGAAGUAAGCAGCUGCUGGGGAACUAUCCUCUCUUCAUCACCAACAAACAGUGGGACGAGGCAGUGAACUCCUCGAAGAAGGACGGGCGUCGGUUGCUGCGCUACCUCAUCCGCUUCGUGUUCACUACAGAUGAGUUGAAGUACUCAUGUGGCCUGGGCAAGAGAAAACGCUCGGCCCACAUGAGCGAGACAGGACCCGAGAGACGGCCGCUCAACCCCGUCAAAGUCAGCUGCCUCAGAGAGUUUAUCCGGAUGCACUGUGCGUCAAACCCCGACUGGUGGAUGCCAUCUGAAGAGCAGAUUAAUAAGGUGUUCAGUGAUGCUGUGGGUCAUGCACGCCAGGGCCGGGCUGUGGGCACAUUCCUGACUGUAGGUGGACACAGCGGUAGUGGGAGCAGCAGCAGCGGAAGCAGUCUCUACCUGGAGGGUUAUGAUGGACAGCUGUCUCAAGACGAGCUUUUUAUGAAGAGCUCACAGAAUGGCAUUGUGGACUAGGCCUUUCUGAGGAGGACUGAGGCUAACUGGCUGUUUCGCACCUUUAGUACAGUAUCUUCUUUUUUCAGAUUUCUGUAGCCACGUUUAUGUUGAUAUUGGUUAUUGAGUCCAGGAUUUCAUCAUGACCUAAUGAGACAAAAAAGCAAGCAGACAAACAAAAUGAAAACUGAAAAGCAUUCCAGAGACUCACAUGUAAAAAAGACAUUCUCUACAGCAGUAUUUCUUAAUCGUGGUCCUGGAGAACCCCUGUGGUGUACAUUUCAGUGUUUUCUUUUCUCGAAAUCACCCAGUUCAGGGUUGUUAAUGAUGUGUGUUGAGAGCAAGGAAGAGUGCCAAAAUAGGCAGGAGAGGGGUAACUCCAGGACCAGGAGUGAGAAACAAUGCUCUUACAGCAUGCGCUGUUGUAAGUGGAUUCCUCCACCCUGCUUGCUGUAAUAUGGUAGCAUUGCACAGCCAAGUGUUUGUUCCUACAAGUCAUUGUUGAGCAGUGUGUUUUUCAGGGCAUGGAGUCACACAUGGCAAGGAGAAGUACACAAAUCAUCAAAUCACAUAAUUUAUAUCUUUUAUUACACUAAUUAAGCAUCAUAUAACAUUUUAGGAAGGAUAGAAAAACAAACCCAAAUGUAUUAAUUGUAAUGAUGUUCACUGUAAAUAAGGAUGUGAGCUUCCGAAUGUCUGAGUCUGUGUGCACACACAUAACAUAAUAACAAGGUGCUAUUCUAACAUUGCAUUCUGUAUAACGAAGAACAUAUCAGUGAAUUUACUCCUAGAUGAGAACGUAUCCUCUUUUAUUUUGUGGUCACAUGAUUGUUGUGGUAUAAUCAGUUUCAUGGUAUUUGAUGGAGUCGAUUCUGAAAUGUGUCCAUGUUUGUGAAUAUAAAAGUAAGGAUAUGGCAAUCUCUAACUUGUUUCUACAUUAGGGGGCAAUCUAAUAUAAACCGUAUGCUGGGUGUUCCAGAAAAUUCUACACAUAUGUUUGCUGGCCUGAUUAAAUCUAUUGAGCAUUUGCAUGGUCAACUGCAAAGAUGUGUGUAACCAUAAGGCCUGGACUUAUCCAUGGGUCAUUGUGCAAAGGGUGCAAUUCUUUGCUUAUGGACUCUGAGAUGCCUUAAAUAGAACUCAUAUACUGCCAAUUUUUGUCUGCUGGGACUUUACAUAUGCUGAAAUUUCUGACUGAUCAUACUGUUUUCAACAAAACUAGCCAAAAUUCAAAACUAUUGCUAUUUCUGAGGUCUUAACUGAGUUAAAGAAUAAUAUAGGAGACAUGUGUAUGCCUGCCGUGUGUGUGUGUGUGUGUGUGUGUGACUGUGUGUGUGUGUGUGUGUGUGCGCGUAUAACAUACUUUACUGUGGUUGUGUAUACUCAUGGUAGCUCAGAUAGUUACCCUGUUAUCCUAUACAUAGGAAUUGUGUGGGCACUGUGAAAUGAACCAUAAACUGUUCUUUGUCCCUAAAUGUAAAUAGAAUAUUGCUAUAACAAGUGUCAACAAUUGUUAUUGUGGUUUUUUUUUUUUUUUUAAAUCAUUCAAAUGGAAAGUUUUGUAUUUAUGUGUCCUAAUUAAAUUUUGGCAAGAUGUGUUAGUCACACAAUCAAAUAUAGUAUGCCUACCUGACAUCAGUACCGUUACAAUAUGCAAAAGUUUGCAUACUCUUCUGAUUUAACCAAUAAGGCAUUUAUUUCAAGUUAGGUCAUGCAUGCUACGCAAGUUUUUAAAAAAAUCAAAUAGUCUAUGUUGACAUACCACUAGUUACACUCAAAAUGAUAUUUAUGAAUGUGAUAUAAACAGGAACUUUUGUUCUACGUGCAUUAGGGUGUUUUUCAAAUCUUAAUUUGACCAUUUGUCAUGACCACGAGUACUUCCUCUGUUUUUUGUUUGUAUUUUUUAUUUUUUUAUUUUAUUUUAUUAUUAGUUAGCGUUGGAGUUUGCAUGUUCUCCCUGUGCUUUGGGGGUUUCCUCUGAGUACUCCGGGUUUCCUCCCCCAGUCCAAAGACAUGCAUUGUAGGCUGAUUGUCAUCUCUAAAUUGUCUGUAGUCUGUGAAUGUGUGUGCGAUUGUGCCCUGUGAUGGGUAUUAUUAUUAUUAUUAUUACUACUACUACUACUACUGUAACACUUACAGCAUUUUCUGUUUUUAGGUAUUGUCUCCUUGAGCAUGUGAGCCUCAAACAGGAUGCAAACUUUUGUGCUCAACUAUACUGAAAGCUCAAACACCAAUUUGAUGCAAGUAUGUAUGGCUACAGCCUGGAGACCUCCAAGUGGGUGGUACAAGUGGGGGGCAAGUAGGCGGGGUUUUGGAAAUGGGCGGGAUUUAGUUGAAAAUCCAGAAGUAAUGGCAAGUAUGCGGAAAAGCCCUACCUAGUGCAAAGAUGCAUAAAUGAUAACAAAAACACCGAUUUAAAACUAAAUAUUAGCACUUUUUCUUGUAGUUUUAAUUUAAUUUCUUACAGGUUUGUCAUAUUGUAUGCGUGGGCAGUGGUAGCUCAGUGGUUAAGGUGUUGGUCCACUGCUCAGAAGAUAAGAGUUCACACCCCAGCACCACCAAGCUGCCACCAUUGGAGCCUUGAGCAAGGCCCUUAACCCUCAAUUGCUCAGAUGCAUAAAUGAGAUAAAUGUUAGUCACUCUAGAUAAGAGCAUCUGCCAAAUAACAUAAAUGUGACGCUUCAAGCAUAAGCCUGACUGGUAGGUAGAUGAUUGCUGGCAGCAAAUAAUAAUAUGUCCAAAUGCCAUUCUAUUUGAAGAUAGAAGUUUAUAUAAUAACUGUCUAAUAUUAAAUAUUAAGUUUACAAUUCAACAGUAUCAAGAUGGAAACAAACUUAAAACGAGAUAUAACUGCAGUGAAGUGAAUGUGUAACA
This is a messenger RNA of Ictalurus furcatus (blue catfish), 4912 nucleotides long. RefSeq names its product BEN domain-containing protein 4. Gene Ontology annotation, molecular function: DNA binding. Lineage: Eukaryota; Metazoa; Chordata; Actinopteri; Siluriformes; Ictaluridae. The coding region runs from base 395 to 2059 and encodes 554 amino acids. The record is from RefSeq and is a predicted model, not a curated record. The transcript is spliced from 6 exons.